Molecule: messenger RNA, 8222 nt
Organism: Danio rerio (zebrafish)
Lineage: Eukaryota; Metazoa; Chordata; Actinopteri; Cypriniformes; Danionidae
Source: RefSeq, a predicted model, not a curated record
AUGACCCUGGCCGUCAAUGGUCCACUUCAAUCCUCAUUCAUCACUGUGGAACAGAAGCGUUUCCCUCCAGAGCUGUUUGAAGUGGCAGGUAUACCUAAUCUGAGCAAAGAAAACAUCUCUAUGGUUUUCAUUACAUUCACUGGAAACUCUGGUCCCAAUGGCCUUCAAAAUGUAUCUGUUAUGAUCAACGGAUACUUCACCUGCUACAUAGAUGCAAUAUUACCGGCUGCUGGAUUGUACCAUUUAAACGUGACUUUGAUAAACAGUAUUUACUCUCAUUCUACCAACUGGCAGAUCAGAGCUUGUUCCUCUGAGACUGAGUACUUGAAUCUCAUGUUGUCCAAGAAAGAUCAGGAUGUCCCAUUCUGUGCCCCUCUGCCCACACAUACAGUGGGCAAACAGCAGGAUAAAGCCUCAGUGACACCCAUAGACAAAUACAAGCGAGCUGUUUGGAUUUAUUCUGAUAAACAGGCAUAUGCAACACAGACUGACAUCAAAUUUAUGGCUGUAGCAGAGGGACUUGAUCCUCUGUAUUUUUUCUGGAGAUUUGGGGAUGGACCGGAAAUAAAAACUACAUCAAGGAUCUUCAAAAAGAGAUAUCGGCUCCCAGACAAAUACAAUGUGACGGUCAGAGUAUCUGACGGUGUUACGUCCAUCAGGUCAGAUGUUUAUGCUGUGGUGAUUCAGAGAUCUGUGCAGCCCAACAGACUCUUGUACAGUCCUUCAGUUUUGUCCAACAGCUCUGUCAAAUUCACCUGCCGCAUGAGCUCGGGAACAGAUGUCUCGUAUGUCUGGAAUUUUGGAGAAGGAACAGAGCGAAAUGGAUCAAGCACUGAGCAUCAUGUAUUUUACAGCACUGGAGAGUAUAUAAUAGAAGUUAUCAUGUCCAACCUGGUGAGCUCAGCCUCUUUAACAGGACACAUCUUUGUUGUUGAAGAAUUAUGUCAGCCUCCGCCAGUGAAAAAUAUGGGCCCACACAAAAUACAGGUAUGGCGUUCUCAACAUGUCCGUCUUGCCGUGACAUUUGAGACCCAGAUUGAAUGUAAUGUGUCCAAAGGUCUGCUGUAUAGAUGGACUAUAUAUGACAUGAGUGGUCAAAAACUGCUCCUCCCGCACAUAGACACUGGACGGCAGUAUAUUGAUCUUCCAAAAUACCUUCUUCAUUAUGGAACAUAUAAAGCCAUAGCAAAGGUCCAGGUAUCCGGAAAUGUGGUUUACAGCAACUACAGUGUUUUAGUAGAAGUGGAGCACAGUCAUCCUGUCAGUAUCAUCAGCGGAGCCACAAAUAUUUUCAUCAAUCAUCGGAUUGGCGUUAACGUCACUCUUGACGGACGGAAAUCACAUGACCCUGAUUACCCCAAUAAUACUCUGAGUUAUAGCUGGUCCUGCAGGCCAGUAAACACACAGAAGAGCGGCUGUUUUACCAGGAACAUCAUGAGCACUGCAGCACUGCUUACAUUUCCAGCUCUUGCCUUGAAACCUGAGUUUGACCUGCUUAAGUUCACUCUGACCGUAUACAGUGGCAAUCGAUCAUCCUCAUCAGAGAUGUUCAUCACUGUAAUAUCAAAACAUAUCAGCAACGUUCAUAUGUCUUGUAAAGAUUGCCAGGAACAUUCAGUGAACUGGAAUGCACCAUUUACUGUCUCUGCUUUCUGUGAGGAUUCUGAUUGCAACACAAAAAAUGUAACUUACCGCUGGAAACUUUACCUGGUUAAUGCCUCCAGCAGAGCUGCUGCAGAAGUUCCGUUCUGCAGCACUAUGGAUCUCGGUUUACCCUCCAAAAUGGAGGAGAGCUUACAUUUCUCCAGGCCUGCAGUGACACCCAACACUCCAGCACUUCUGACUGAGAGCUCUAUUCCUGGAUCUCUGGCUCCUUAUCUUUUAUCUGAUCACAUUGACCUCACAGCCCCAGUUACACUAGAUUCUCUGACUUCAGUGAAACACCAUGACGUUCACAGUCCCAACUCAAACACAAACCACCAUGCAGUGUUUCCAGCUGUCAUGCAUUUACCAGGCAUCCUCCCAUCCUUCCCUGGGGAAACAGAGUCGUCUGGGGGUCACCGGGAGUCUUUAUCUGGCUCCGAUAGAGUGUCAAUGACAGAUUUAAUAUCAGAUUUGCUUUACACAGAUAAUUAUGAGUCAUUAUCAGGUGAUCAUAUCUCCGAUCCAGAGUAUGAUUACUAUAAUUUUGGAAUUGAAGAGGCUGACCCAGGUAUCACAGUCGGCAGGCCUACAGGAUCAUACCCUGACUCUUAUGACAAUGAGGGUGACAAUCUGGUGGAUCCAAACCUGCUGGUGGUUUCUGAGAAGACCCUUCUGGAUCUGGACAAACAGCUCAUUCAUCCAAACGUGUUUGAGUCUUACACGCUGUCAGGAUUGUCCUCUUCAGAUGUUACCUUUAAACCCUUCAUGCUUAAACCGAAGAGUCUGUAUUUGCUGGAGGUGUUUGCAAGUUGUGAGCAGCGUCUGCGAGGGAAAAGCCAGCUGUUCUUCCACACACAAGCUGUUCCUGAGGGAAUGAACUGCCAAGUGCAGCCCAACACCGGCAAUGAAAUCCACACGCAUUUCAGCAUCUUCUGCUCCACUGGAAAAGAGGAUCUCCUGUAUGAGUACAGUUACAGUGUGGGAAACACUAAGAGGAAACUCCUUUACGAAGGCAGAGAUUUUCAACACUACUUUAGUUUGCCAAGUGGAGAUCCGAAUCAUGAUUACAAAGUUAUGGUCUAUAUUGAAAUAAAGAACCAAUUUGGAUCAGCGACCAAACCAUGUCCUGUGACAGUCACUGUUCUUCCCAGCUUUCAGAGAAACUCAUCAUCUCAGCUCAACCCGGAUCAAGAACUGUACCUGUAUGGAGUUGGUAACCUGACUAGUCUGAUGAAGACAGGGAGUAAUGGAGACAUCAUCAACUACAUCUUUAUUUUGACAAAGGUGUUGAACCGCUUGAGUCUGGACCUGGAGUCGUCUGUGGAGUUUCUGACGCUCACACGCACUGAGCUCAUUUCAGCAGUCUGUCAACUCUCCACCACUCACAAGGUCAUCACUGCUGCCAUCAAAGGAAUUUCAUACGAAAUUAUUUACAGGCUUAUUGACUUGAUAAAAAUCCCAAGCCAACUGACAUUUUACAAUGUCAAACAAAUAAUCCAGCAUGUUCAUAAGAUCUCGACUGUCUUAAAUGGAUCUGAGCCUCCGACUGACCAUGUUAAUGCACUGGUUUCCCUUUUGUCUGGUGUGCUGGAGGCUCCAGUUCUCUUCUCAAAACCAGGACACCAACUCAUAAAUAAAGCGCUUCACACCAUCACUGAUUUAAUACUGGAGUGCAUGAUGUCCAGCAACAUUUCACAGUACAAUCUGAGCACCACUUUCAUGGAAUUGUUGGCUUGGACAGACGAUGAGUCUCAUUCUACGGUGAAAACAUUUGGCCUCACUGCGUUCCACUUCACUGACUUUCUGGAGAUGCAAUUUCAGCAAUGGAGAAUCAACAGCCAGCAAAAGCCCUGCGUUAUUACCUGGCUCACAGUGUACAGUCAGAGCCCAUACCGCUCUUCCAGAGAUAUGCAGUUCAGUGGAGAGACGGCAGACAUUCGGCUUUACAACUGCACCACAAGAAAGGAAAUCAAAGUCCGACAUCUUUCCCCUCCAGUUACACUUGAAUUUCAGAGAAAAGAGGAGACAAAACACAGCAAACAAACAGACUUCACUCUUGAGCGCAGUGAGGUGAACAUUCAUGAGUUCAACAUCACGUCAGAGACACUUCAGAGAGCCUUUCAGAUCACUGUGCACUUUACCAGACCUGCUGAGCGGCCCUUUCCCAUCCUGCUGCUGCUCAGGAUGUAUGAGCAGCCAACACCUGAUCUGUACAACAAGCAAAAAAUAUAUCACUGGAAAGGAAAGACGGCUCACUUCUUUCUCCCUCAAUCCUAUUUACAUGCUACUGGGACUGUUUACCUGAUGCUUCUCAAAGCAGACUACAAUAAAAGCCCAAGCAACAAGUACAUCACCAGAGCUGUGAACUACACAGUGCGCAUUGAGUCUGUUGAGUGCCUGUCCUGGGAUGGUGCGCGACAGUGGAAGCCCGAUGGUUGUUUUCCUCUUGCUGCUGUUUCUCCAGACAAGAUUUACUUCAGGUACGGAAUCGGAUUGUGCAAUAAAUACUCCACCUAUUGCAACCACCUGGCAUCAUUUGCAGUAUCACAUGAGUCCAUCACUAACAACUACAGCUCUGCAGAUGUUUCACAGUUUAUCCACUCCAAACCCAACUACAUCCCAGUCAUUUUGGCAGUAAUAUUCCUGGCUCUCCAUAUCAUGGUGUCGGUCAUCUGUAGGAAAGCUGAUGUUUCCUUACAGAAAACUACCGGCUCGUUCUUGCUACCAGAAAACAAUCCAUCAGACCGCUUUCUCUAUGCUGUCACCAUUGACACAGGCUUUAGAUCAAGAACCAGGAUGACAGCAAAGGUUUACAUUGUCCUGCAUGGAGAUGAAGGUGUCUCCCAGACCAGGGAAGUCAGCAGCUCUGACUCCAGACUCUUCACAAACAACUCAAGGAAUACUUUUAUUCUCAGCUCUCCAGAGAGUCUAGGUCAAGUGUGGAAGGUGCACCUCUGGCAUGAUAAUGGAGGUUCAUCUCCCAGCUGGUAUUUAAGCCAUGUGGUGGUAAAAGAUCUGGUGCAGGGCUCCUGCUGGUUCUUUCUUGGCCAGUGUUGGCUUGCAGUUGAUGAGGGAGAUGGAAGAGUGGAGAGGAACCUGGUUGCUUCAGAAGGGGGACUAACAUUUAAACAGCUUCUAUAUUUGAAGCUGACAGAAUAUCUGGAGGACUUUCACCCAUGGUUUUCCGUGUACAGCCGUCCAUCUUCCAGCUCUCACACACACACCCAGCGUUUGAGUGUGUGUCUGCUGCUCCUGCAGGGCUACAUGUGUGUCAACACGCUGCUCAUAAAUCUUUUGGAAGAACAGUGUUUUGCAGAGACAGGACUCAUUGAUGUUCCGGCGGUCAGCAUGUUAACAGGCGUGUGCAGUGCUCUGGCUGUGAUGCCGGCGGGGGGUUUGGUGUCUCUGGUGUUUCGUGUCAGCAAGGUCAGAAAUCCCAGACUGCCUGAAACGGUCUGCCACAGAGUUACAUAUUGGAGCUACUGGAUGCAUUCAUUUAGACUAUUAGUAUAUGUGAUGUAUGAUUUAGGUCUUUUUUGUUCUUUCCUCCAUAAUAUUGGUACCAUCGGUAAAUAUGAGCAAGAAGGAGGUGACAAAAAUACCAAGUCCAGUAGUGUGUCUGGAGAGCAGUAUAAACUCAAAGUGUCUGAUGUCUGCUCUGUAGAAGAGCACCACAAUGCAUUUCUGAUGAAUAAUCGUGCAUCUGAAUCGUGUCUGUCCUGGAAUUCAGUUUCAUGCUCAUGUAAAAAAGAAUAUAAGGACUGCAUAACCUCAGAUUCAGUGUCUGCGUCAAAACUGCAAGACAACACGGACACCAUCUUAGAGAUUGUGGAUGACUCCAUUUCUGAUGUUAAUAAGAGAUCACAUGGCAAACGCAAAUGGAAAAAGUCUAAUUGCAAAUCACACUUCUCAGCAGAGGUCUUGAAGAACCAGCAGUUUUGUGAUGGAACAAUUCAAAGUCUUGGUGCCUGGUGUCGUUAUCUGGGCUGGACCCUCUGCGUGUCCCUCUGUCUUACAUGUGUUACCAUCACGGGUAGUCUCGGACUAAAUUUUAUACACUCCAGGUUUAACAAAACAGAGACUCAACUGUGGGCUCAUUCUGUCUUCUUUUCUCUCAUCUGCGGUGGUUUUGUUUUGCAUCCAGCGAUGGUAAAUCAUCUUGAUCCCUCACUGAGAAUAGCUGUAUAUGGUUUUAUUCUAAUAUUUGACCAACAAUCUCAUCACUGGAGCUUUGUGCUUGCUGACCGUCAGAGAGCCAGAUUUUUGCGCUUAGUGCGUCCACCAAAUUCAAAAGAUUUGAAGCUUGUGAGAGGCCAGAUCAAGAAACAAACACUCUUAUAUAAAACUACAAGGGAUUUGAUGCUACACCUCAUCAUGCUGUGGAUGAUUAUAUUUGUGGCCUAUGGAAAGUCUGACAGUGAUUCAAAGUACCGUUUGAACCAGGCUAUCAAAACUCAUUUCACAAAAAGCCUGCAAAAUUCAUUUCACUCCAUCCAAAAACAUGAUGAUUGGUGGAACUGGACAACAACCUCUUUGCUGGAGAAACUAUACAAUAAUGCUGACAACCAGGAUGAAAGACAAGAACAUGAUACAGGAGCUGCUUUCUCUCUUAUUGGAAGUCCAGUCAUUACAAAGAUCAAGAGCACACAUAACUCCUCAUGCCAGAUCUUGAAUUUGUUGAGCAACGACAAAAAUAAUUGCUUUGAUAACCAGUCUGCGACAAAGAAACUUGCUCCAUUUUGUGGUAAACUUGGAUGUUACAAGGGAGAAAGAGUGUAUGUGAGUCUGGGAAAAACAAGGUUGAACGCAUUUACGUCUGUUAAAAGGCUUUUGGAGACUGGCUGGAUGACUCCAUUCACCCAAAUUGUGAUUCUCCAGUUUGUCCUGUACAACGGGCCCAGUAACCUCUUCACAUCAGUCACUAUCCUAGUAGAGAAAACAUCUACAGGAGCUCUGUUGCCCUCAGCAAGUGUACAGUCCACUAGACUCUACUAUUUCCCAACAGCCCUCGACUACAGUGUUAUGAUCUGUGAGGUGACGGUUAUCAUCUGCAGUCUCUUGCUUUAUAUUUGUUCUAUGUACAAACUUCAGCUAAAAACAGAGGUGAUUGAUUUCCUGAAGAAGGAGGAUUUUAAAUUACUUGUUGAUCUAAGUUCAAUCUUCUUUUGUGAGCAGUUAUAUUUUCUCAAACAUCAGACAACAUAUAACAAUUUUUUUUCUCCAAAAAUUAUAACAAAUAUAACAAAAAAAGCCGUAACAAAAAAGCUGCCUAUUUGUCAACUACCCAUAUAUCAUUUACAGCUUUCCCAGUCACUCCUUGGCAUUGUUGUGAACUUGCUUCUCCUGAAAUGUCUGCACUUACUACGGCUAAACAAAACAGUGGCAGCAGCUGUGGUUACUUGGAAACUGAUCUUCUCCAACCUGAUUUGGUUACUGGCACCAGGUGUUAUUAUCGCACUGGCCCUCUCCAAUCUCUGCAACUUGAUCCUUCAUUCGGUCCCAUUUACAAGUCUUACUAGAUUGCUCUUCACUCGUUUCCUUUACAUCAUUGACAUUCAUCUCCAAAGCCACGUUCCACCAACAUUUUUUGGGGGACUUGUGUUUUUCACUAUGAUUCCAGUGAAGGCUGUGUUAAUUGCCACCCUUGCCAUUUUUGUGAAACAAGCAAAAAAUAAAUCUAAGAAAAGGAAAGAUUUACUUUCUGUCUUUGAGCUGACAUCUUAUGUCAAAGCUUUAUUUACUAUUAAGAAGGCCAGUCACAAGUCAACUGAUCAUCAAGACCAUGCUAAUAGCUUUUACUUAGCAGAGUUUGAAGAUUUAAUGGAUGAGUUGAUAUUUCAUCUCUGCACCAUGUCAGACAACCUGCCAGCAAAAGAGAAUCUCUUUGAGAUCCAGAGCAAUUUCUCAAUCUCACUUUCUGAUGUUCAUGAUGGCUCAGACUCUGAGUGUGUGGACGGAACCUAUAUGACUAGUCAGCUACACAAAAAGAAGCAUAAAGUAUUCCUGGAUGGGAGUAAUGGCUCAUUGUUAUCACACAAGGAACACAUUCACAGAGCACAAAUGGAGAUAUUUUAGGGGAAAUCUGAGAGCUGCAUCAUCCUCCAUUGACAGAAAGGAUCCUGACGUUCAGAAAAAUACCAAUACAGUGGUCCCUCGCUAUAACGCGGUUCACCUUUUGCAGCCUUGCAAUUUCACAAAUUUUUAGUGCAAUUUGACAUGCUUGUUUUAUUUUGUUUUUUUACAGUGCAUUGUGUUCUGCGUCCUGAUUGGCUGUAGAUCAUUGACAAUCAAUCUCCUUCGUGUCUCCUGUACAGUAAAGAAUGCAUUUAGCUUGCCAAAUAAACAUAAAUCGCAGAUUGCUAGCAGUGUGAGUUCCAACAAGGAUCCAAAAUGGGUGGUAACUGUCCGCAGCCAGACUAUCGCAAAGGGGGUGACACACCGGAUGCGCCACACCAGUGCAGCACCAUGCAAUUUAGAAUUGUAAACAUAGGUUUAUUUCAGGGUACGCACACCAGCACCGCAAGUCAGCAGCUGUCUGCGGUGCCCAGCUACGACUCAGGACACUGUUCAUAUUUAAG